AUGCUCUUCUGGCACGGCCAACCCGACCACUGCUGGUCCAGCCCUGGGGACAUGUACCCCCUGCCCAGUUCGGGGGUGCUCAGGGACACCCCGGUCCUGCCCUACCUGAAGCAGGAGGAGCCCAACGGCAUCUCCACAUCGCUGCCGCCCUUCCAGUACAUCCUGUGUGCCCCGACCUCCCCGGCUGUGCGGCACCACGAGGAGACCCUCACCUACCUCAACCAGGGGCAAUCGUACGAGAUCCGCAUGAUGGGGACGCCCCGGGGGGACCCUGCCGAGGGCCGCAGGAUGGUCAAGAGCGUGCUCCGCGUGGUUUUCCACGACCGCCGCCUCCAGUACUCGGAGCAGCAGCAGCUCGAGGGCUGGCGCUGGAGCCGCCCGGGCGACCGGAUCCUCGACAUCGACAUCCCCCUCUCCGUCGGGAUCCUGGAACCCCAAAUCCACCCCACGCUGCUCAACACGGUGGAAUUCCUCUGGGACCCCUCCCGACGCACAUCCGUGUUCGUGCAGGUUCACUGCAUCAGUACCGAGUUCACGCUGAGGAAGAACGGGGGGGAGAAGGGGGUCCCCUUCCGCAUCCAGAUCGACACCUUCGGGGCGGGGGGCAAGGGGGACCCCCCCGAGCACCUGCACUCCGCCAGCUGCCUGGUCAAGGUGUUCAAGCCCAAGGGGGCCGAUAGGAAGCAGAAGACGGACCGGGAGAAGGUGGAGAAGCAGCCUGCGGCGGAGAGGGAGAAAUUCCAGCCGGCCUACGAGAGCACCGUGCUGGCCGAGUGCCCCCCGUGGCCGGACGUGCUGGGUGCCCCCCACACCCCCCCGGGCAACCCGGGGCUGCCGUCCCCGCACCCCUUCAAGCUGCUGAGCCCCGAGAGGGUGUGCUUGUCACCCGCCUGCGCUGCCGAGAGCCCCGCGGAGAGUCCUGGCGAGGCGCUGAGCCCCUGCGCAUCCCCCCUGGAGACGCAGCAGUGGCUGCUCCGGCGCCGCUUCUCCUCCUGUGCCCGCGUCUUCGCCAACUUCAGCGGUGCGGAUCUGCUGAAGCUCUCCCGCAGGGACCUGAUCCAGAUCUGCGGAGCCCCCGACGGCAUCCGCCUCUGCCACGCCCUGGCGGGCAGGUGCCCGCGGCCCCGGCUGACCCUGUACGUGGCGCGGGAGCCCGGCGGGGCCGAGAGUGUGGAGGAUGCGGGAGCAGGGCUGUACCAGGAGCUGCACCUGGAGCAGCUGACGGUGGCCGAGCUCACCUCGAAGCUGGCGGAGCUGCUGGCGCUGCCCCCGGGGCAGAUCCUGCGGCUCUCCCGGCAGGGACCCGCCGGCAUCCACGUCCUCGUCAGCGACGCGAUGAUCAGGAACCUCCAGGACGAGACGAGUUUCGUGGUGGCGAUCGGCAAAGCCCCCGGCCCCGACGGCUUCCAGCUGCUGCUGCGGUAGGAGCGACCCUGGGAAGGGACAUCGCUGGGGACAGAGAGAGGAGCCCGGGGCUGGCACAGUCCCCAGAGCCCGCCCGAGGGGAUGGGACCCGUCCUGUCCCCCGCGUGUCCUCCUCCGUGUCCCCGCUUUGGA
Pyrgilauda ruficollis (rufous-necked snowfinch) is the source of this 1557-nucleotide messenger RNA. Its product is annotated as transcription factor CP2-like protein 1. The transcript is spliced from 15 exons. Gene Ontology annotation, molecular function: DNA-binding transcription activator activity, RNA polymerase II-specific; RNA polymerase II cis-regulatory region sequence-specific DNA binding. Gene Ontology annotation, biological process: regulation of transcription by RNA polymerase II. Gene Ontology annotation, cellular component: nucleus. Lineage: Eukaryota; Metazoa; Chordata; Aves; Passeriformes; Passeridae. The record is from RefSeq and is a predicted model, not a curated record. The coding region runs from base 1 to 1425 and encodes 474 amino acids.